Molecule: messenger RNA, 945 nt
Organism: Arabis nemorensis
Lineage: Eukaryota; Viridiplantae; Streptophyta; Magnoliopsida; Brassicales; Brassicaceae
Source: the annotation of a GenBank genome assembly
AUGAGACCUCCACUUACAGGAGGACGUGGUGGUGGUGGUGGAUUUAGAGGUCGUGGCGGAGAUGGAGGGUUCAGGGGUGGACGCGGUGACCGAGGCCGUGGUGGCGGCGGAAGAGGAGGUUUUGCCACGAGAGGUCGUGGUGGAGGCCGUGGUGAUCGUGGCCGUGGUGGACGCGGUGACCGUGGCCGUGGAGGUCGUGGAGGAAUGAAAGGAGGAAGCAAAGUCAUUGUGGAGCCUCACAGACACGCAGGAGUGUUCAUAGCUAAGGGUAAAGAAGAUGCACUUGUUACUAAGAACUUGGUUCCUGGUGAAGCCGUUUACAACGAGAAGAGGAUCUCUGUUCAGAACGAAGAUGGAACUAAGGUUGAAUACAGAGUUUGGAACCCUUUCCGCUCUAAAUUAGCUGCUGCUAUUCUCGGUGGUGUUGAUAACAUUUGGAUCAAACCUGGUGCCAAAGUUCUUUACCUUGGUGCUGCUUCUGGAACCACCGUCUCUCAUGUGUCUGAUCUUGUUGGCCCUGAGGGAUGUGUUUAUGCUGUUGAGUUUUCUCACAGAAGUGGUAGAGAUUUGGUGAACAUGGCAAAGAAGAGAACUAAUGUUAUUCCAAUCAUUGAAGAUGCUAGACACCCUGCUAAGUACAGAAUGCUUGUAGGCAUGGUUGAUGUCAUAUUUUCUGAUGUUGCUCAACCUGAUCAGGCAAGAAUCUUGGCCCUGAAUGCCUCAUUUUUCCUCAAAACCGGAGGACACUUUGUUAUCUCAAUCAAGGCCAACUGCAUUGACUCUACUGUUCCAGCAGAAGCAGUGUUCCAGAGCGAGGUGAAGAAGCUGCAGCUUGAGCAGUUUAGGCCAGCAGAACAGGUGACUCUUGAGCCGUUCGAGCGUGACCAUGCUUGUGUUGUCGGCAACUACCGCAUGCCCAAGAAACAAAAGGCUGCAGCCACAUAG